AUGAUAUAAUAGAUUAAAGAAUACUAUAAAUUAGAAGAAUUUUUAAACUCUUCGCUUUAAUCUCAUUAGGUUCUCCGUAUUGAUCUGAGUAAUAAUAAUGUUGGUGAUUAAGGUUCAUCAGGAUUAGGUUCUGCAUUAGCAAAGUGCAUCAAUCUCUCAAAUUUGACACUUGGCCUUGAGGAUAAUAAUAUAGGUGCAAUAGGUGCAUCAAGCUUGUGUUCUGGUUUAGCAAAUUGCACUCAUCUCUCAAAUUUGACACUUAAUCUUAAUGGUAAUAAUAUUGGUGAAACAGGUGGAUCAGGCUUAGGUUCUACUUUAGCAAAUUGUACUAAUCUCUCAAAUUUGACACUUGACCUUGGUGGUAAUGAUAUCGGUAAUUUAGGUGCAUCAGGCUUAUUUCUUGGUUUAGGAAAUUUAACUAAUCUCUCAAAUUUGAGACUUAUUCUUCGUGGUAAUUCUAUUUCUGCAACAGGCGCAUCAGACUUAGGUUCUGGUUUAGCAAAGUGCAUCAAUCUCUCAAAUUUAACACUUGAUCUUACUUUUAAUAAUAUUGGUGAUUUAGGUGCAUCAGUCUUAGGUCCUGAUUUAGCAAAGUGUAUCAAUCUCUAAAAUUUGACACUUGAUCUUGGUGAUAAUAAUAUUGGAGCAACGGGUGCAUCAGGCUUAGUUUCUAGUUUGGCAAAUUGCGCUAAUCUCUCUAAUUUGAAACUUAAUCUUAAUUAUAAUAAAAUUGGUGAUUAAGGUACAAUAGGCUUAGGUUCUGGUUUAGCAAAUUGCACUAACCUCUCAAAUUUAACACUUUUUCUUCGUGAUAAUGAAAUUGGUGCAAUAGGUGCAUCAGGCUUAUGUUCUGCAUUAGCAAAGUGCACUAAUCUCUCAAAUUUUAAACUUGAUCUUAAUCGUAAUUCUAUUGAUGCUAUAGGUGUAUCAGGCUUAGGUUCUGGUUUAGUAAAUUGCAAUAAUCUCUCAAAUUUGACACUUUACCUUCUUGAAAAUAAUAUUGGUGAUUAAUGUGCAUCAGACUUAGGUUCUGCUUUAGCAAAGUGCAUCAAUCUCUCAAAUUUGACACUUUAUCUUUGUGAUAAUAAUAUUGGUGCUACAGGUGCAUCAGGCUUAGGUUCUAGUUUAGCAAAUUGCACUAAACUCUCAAAUUUGACACUUUUUCUUAGUGGUAAUAAUAUUGGUGAAACAGGUGCAUCAGGCUUAGGUUAUGGCUUAGGAAAUUGCACUAAUCUCUCAAAUUUGACAAUUAACCUUAAUGGUAAUAAUAUUGGUACAAUAGGCGCAUUAGGCUUAGGUUCUGGUUUUGCAAAUUGCACUAAUCUCUCAAAUUUGACACUUGAACUUCAUAGUAAUAAUAUUGGUGAUUAAGGUUUAUCAGGCUUAGGUUCUGGUUUAUAAAAUUGUACUAAACUCUCAAAUUUGACACUCAGUCUUUAUGGUAAUAAUUUUGGUGCAAUAGGUACCUCAGGCUUAUGUUCUGGUUUAGCAAAUUGCAAUAAACUCUCAAAUUUGACACUUGAAAUUAAUCUUGAUAAAUCAUAAUAUUUGAAAGUAAAAAGCAAGUGUCUUAAAUUAAAAAGAUUAGUUGUCUCUAUAUUAUAUUGA
This is a messenger RNA of Tetrahymena thermophila SB210, 1608 nucleotides long. Its product is annotated as kinase domain protein. Gene Ontology annotation, molecular function: GTPase activator activity; small GTPase binding. Gene Ontology annotation, cellular component: cytosol; perinuclear region of cytoplasm; nucleus. The transcript is spliced from 19 exons. Gene Ontology annotation, biological process: activation of GTPase activity; nucleocytoplasmic transport. Lineage: Eukaryota; Ciliophora; Oligohymenophorea; Hymenostomatida; Tetrahymenidae. The record is from RefSeq and is a predicted model, not a curated record.